Messenger RNA from Suillus paluster, 2161 nucleotides. RefSeq lists its product as uncharacterized. The coding region runs from base 229 to 1995 and encodes 588 amino acids. The record is from RefSeq and is a predicted model, not a curated record. NCBI's taxonomy places the organism in Eukaryota, Fungi, Basidiomycota, Agaricomycetes, Boletales, Suillaceae. The transcript has 2 exons.
GGAUGCCCACGUCUAGUCCCGCUUUUCUCCUCAGACACUGACAGUCGAACUUGUAGAAUUGUUCCCCCUCAAAGUCAAGUAGGAGAAGAGCGUUUUACAGGAGGUUCGGGGCAUCGUUGCCAUUCAAUUUGUUGGUCAAAUCUUGGUUGGUCGACUUUGACGACAAAUUUCCGAUUGCUGCCACGCUCGGACGGCAAGACUCUCUUGGCACUUCUGUGCUCUCGUAUCAUGGCCAAGCAAAAACAUGUUCAACCCGACUAUACUCCUCCUAGGCCAAGACGCAAUAAUCGUCGACAUACACCUGCAUUGCAAUAUUACCCGUCUUCUUCUGUAUUAUCGAUCCUUGCUACUAUCGCUGCCAGCUCGCAAACAGUAGACGGAAGUCCACUCCCGCUACCGACUCCGCCUCCUUCUUUCCUAUGUCCCUUUAUAGAGGAGCAUGACACUCUUCACCCUCGUGACUUAUCACCCACAAUAACCACCACUUCUACCAGUACUUCCAUAUCAUCAUAUCCUAAAUCCACAAAAUAUAAACCCGUACAAGUGGCCGACAGAUACGUUCAAGGAGUUGACGGUCGCUGGUACAAGGCAGAAGCCUGGACUUUGUUUGGUUCAACAUCGACGUCUUCUGACCUUACCGUCAGUACAACGCAGUCUACUCAAGCUACCGGUUCCGCGCAAAUCGAUUCCAUGCUUCCUGCAGGUUGGACCACAACAUCCACUAGUGAUCGCACCGAUUCUAUCAUUAUCCUGUCACUAGCCAUACUCUUGGCAGUGUCAAUUUGCGUCUUCAUUAUUGGCUGUAUCAUUUGGAGACGGAGACGGAAGAAACGGUCAAACAGAGAGAAGAAAUUGAAUGACUUGGAACUGAAGGCUAGACAUAAAGCGAACAUAGAGGAUGCAUCAGAGGACGGUGAGAGGGAGAUUGAGGCUCGUGGCAAGCUUCGCUUAUGGGCGAAGGCGAGCGCUCGAUGGAAGGCCAACAUUCGACAUUCUGCUCGUCGACGCAGGAAUCGACGUCACGGCUUCUCGUCGGGGUUGCUAAGUCGACCUCAAUCUCCGAUAUCGACAGAAGCUCGCGAGGAGCCCAUCCUUCCCUCCUCCCCAGUCUUAUCCCGGCGGCAUUCAAUAGUACCCGUCUCUGAAGAUAAUGAUCUCCAUCCCUCUACCAUUGAGAAUUCUCCCACUCCCACACGACCACCUUCUACAUCACCCAUCCCAUCCAGCUCACGCAUCGUUUCGUUACCUCCUGCAUACAUGUUUCCCGCACCGCAAAUGCGUGAGAACGAAGAACGUUCUCAGGAGCCCUCGGAUACAACUUCGAGCGAUGCAACAUCACGGCGAGGGUCACUGCUCUUCGGUCGCCAUGACUUUACACCUGCACCCGAGGAUGACGAUAUUUCUUACCGUCCCAGCUUUGUUGGGCAUGUUGCUACUGAUGACAAGGCGCAUCUCGCUCGUAUGGCGGAGUUGGCCAGCGUGCCGCCCAUCAACGGAGAUGACACUCACGCCAGUUCCUUAGCGGUUCAUGAAUCUGCUCCUGAAUGGCAUGAUGAUCUCGAAUAUCCCCCUUCCUCUCCAACCACUGUUGGGCCCUCCGCGACUUCUCCAUUCGAGGUUGGUACUCCCGGCUUCCCAAUACCGCCCUCGAAGAGUGUUAUGUCAUCCGGAUACUUUGACAGGCACAGCUAUUUGGAGGACAUCGCCACCUUAGAUCCUUCCGCGUUACCUUGCAUGCCCCCGUACGAGGCUGGGUCAAACCUCGUUCCCUUUGAGGAGACACUGCACGCUUCUGCUCCUCCAAUAUCGGAGGAUGACCAAGCUUUUGAGCAUUGGGAAGGCACUGCUCCCGAAGUAUCUGAUAUCUACAGUGACGAGUGUGACACCCACAUUCCUUCUUCUGCUUCCCGGCCCUCGUUGUCCAGUUCUCAAGCUUCCGCUCCGCAUGAUCAGGUUAUUAGCAUGGAUGGCGCACUCCCAAUAUACCGACGCUAGCUAGUAGUGGGUUUUUGAUCCACUUUGCAGACAUUUUGGGAUGUUCGUCUAUUUGUAGUGUACCAUAUACCUAAUUAUCAUCCUGUCAUGGACUUGCCACUUGCACAAUACAAUGUUGUUGUUUAGUUUUGCAGUAAUGGUGCAAACCCUCGAGGGGUCGUUGAUG